UUUCUACCGACGUGGUUCAAAAAUUAGGUAUUUGUAGAAAAUCAAUUUGCUACGCAAACAUUGCCUUACACAUAGCAAUUCCUGAACCGUUCACAAAUGAGAUUCUACGAUUCAUUCGCAUAUGCAGAGCUGGAAAUCUGAACAACUCAUGUCUGAGCAAAGCGAGGAGUUUAGUUCGAAUUGUAACUGCAAGUAAGCAGAUUGCUGUUUUGAGCCUUAUCUAAUUGAUAUGAAUAAAACAGAAGUAAGAUAGUGUAACAGAGAACGAGGUCAGAAUGCUGCUGUAAAUUUAUAUGGGGAUGUUCUAUUGCUAAUUUGCGUUCUACAUUCGUAUUUUACAGUCUUCACUAUAUAAACUUAUAUUCAUUCCAACUCUAUGACACUUUCGGUGCAAGUGAAUCAUCUUGUGAGCUCUCAAUGUAUAUUUAUAGACUAUAGCUGAUCAUCCAUUAUCAGGCGAUAACUUUAUCUUCAAACAAAUAAACGCUAGAUUCGCGAAAUGUGAUUAUUUGAGAGACUUUUUCACACAUAUGAAGUAGUAAUGUCACUGUUAUUUUAUGAUUACACAUUAUUCCAUUAAGGUCACUGGAGGCUCCACUCAUACACACCUACAAGUCUGGCUGUGGGUGAUUAUGAUCUUACCUAUCAAUCGUCUAUUACGCUACUGUGUUACCAAGGUUUGACGAGAUUGACUAUUGUUCCAUUUAUGGGUGAUAAUGAGCGUAAUAAUGGUAAUGAUUCCAAAGCAGAUGCGUCAGAUCGGAGACUAUUGCAUCGAUAGAAGCUGGAGUGUAUAGAGCCUAAUCUUAACAUAUGGAUCGUAUCCGAUUCCACAACUUGGCGCCAUUGUGAAAACAGAAACCAACCAGAUACUAUGACCAAAUGCCAAUCGCCGCACGACCGCCGAACUCAUAUCAAUUAUGACUGGGCAAUGACGUUCAAACAAUAAUGAUUCGCAGCUUACGUGAAAGAUUCUUAAAAUUACAAUACCAGUGGGGGGCACCGUUGUUUGGAAUGCUAAUCUCAGCGCAUUUGAUAGCCUAUCAGCUGCUGGUGGACAUCCGUUAUCGCUUUUCUUGUACAUUCGGUCAAUACGCAGUGGUUUCCGAUUUGCUUCCCGCUCUCUGUUCCCACCAUUCAACGUUGGCGAUUCAUCGAUGUUAAGAGCUGUUCUCUCUUUAGUAUUAAGCCAACGAGUAACUUGAGUGGUAGAAGAAUAUGACGGCAAGUAUUCCAGCUAGCACGAUGUCCGUGCCAUUGGAUUCUAAAUUCGCUUUGGCCCAGAAUGGGUCAACACACAAGAAGGAUGCGGAAGACGACUACACCGAACGAAUCCCCCACUUGGGGACACUUGUGUCCGAACGAUGCCGAAACGGAUGCUGCAGUGUGAAGCUUCUGAAAAAGCGCGUUCCCAUACUCCAUUGGUUGCCAAGUUACCCUCGACGAUAUCUGUUCGAGGAUCUGGUGGCCGGCCUUACGGUAGGUUUGACCGUGAUCCCACAGGGCAUUGCGUACGCCGUGGUCGCUAGUCUAGCCCCACAAUAUGGACUGUACUCGGCAUUCAUGGGCUGUUUUGUGUACUUCGUGUUCGGAAGCUGUAAGGACGUAUCGAUCGGACCGACAGCGAUCAUGUCGUUGAUGGUACAGAUACAUGUAGCAAAUCUGGGACCGGCGUUCGCUAUCCUGUCCGCGUUUCUAGCGGGGUGCACAAUUUUGGUGUUGGGGCUGUUGAACCUCGGUUUCCUGGUACAAUUCAUUUCGAUGCCGGUGACAGCAGGCUUUACUACUGCCGCAGCGAUAACCAUCGGCAGUGGACAAGUCAAAUCGUUGCUUGGUCUUCCUGGGAAAUCGAAUGAAUUUCUUGAAUCGUGGAUAAAUGUGUUUGAAAACAUUCAGCAGACGAGACCGUGGGAUACAGUCCUCGGCGUGGGAACGAUCGUUAUUCUGUUGCUAAUGAUGCAACUGAAAAAUCUUCGUGGACGAUGGAAGACAACGGGAAAAUAUGUGUCUCUGUCAAGGAACGCUGUGGUUGUCAUCGGAGGGACGAUACUCGCGUACUGUCUCAGUACAGAUGGGACGGCUCCAUUUCUGUUGACAGGUAAUGUAACAUCCCGAUUGCCUCCUGUGCAGCCACCUCCCUUUUCAACGGUGGUCAACAACCAAACCUACGAAUUCCUCGACAUGGUGUCAGAGCUUGGAACGUCACUGUUCGCUAUUCCACUUAUCGCCAUUCUGGAAAUCAUUGCCAUCGCAAAAGCCUUCUCGAAGGGUAAAGCCGUUGAUGCCACUCAGGAGAUGAUCGCUCUGGGUCUGUGCAACAUAGCAGGAUCCUUUUUCUCGUCGAUGCCUGUUACCGGAUCGUUCACUCGUUCCGCUGUUAACAAUAGUAGCGGGGUACGAACAACUGCCAGUGGUGUAGUCACGGGAAUCGUGGUGCUUCUGGCCCUCAGUUUACUCACCAGUACGUUCUACUACAUUCCAAAGGCCACAUUGGCCGCGGUUAUCAUCGCAGCCAUGCUGUUCAUGACCGAAUUUCACGCGGCGUUGGAGAUUUGGCGCACAAAGAAGAUCGAUUUAAUUCCAUUCCUCGCGACCCUUAUCGCUUGUCUCUUCGUCGGUUUGGAGUAUGGAAUGCUAGUGGGCAUAGGUAUUAAUUUGUGCUUCACAUUGUACCUAACCUCCCGCCCGCAAAUCACCCAUCGCAUCCAGCGGGUUAACGACACCGAUUUGCUCGUCAUAACUCCCGACCAAAGCUUAAUCUAUUCAUCCGCGGAAUACCUCAAACAGAGUGUACUAAAACUUUCCCAGCGAAAUCUAGUCGAUGUGGUUGUGCUGGAGGGAUCAGCGGUGGCUUACAUCGACAGCACAGUGGCGAAGAUUCUCGCCAGCAUGGUCGGAGAUUUAAGAAUUCAGGAACGGGCUAUGGUUUUCUGGAACUGGCAGCGACCAGCGCAGAACACCGCUUUUCGAAUGGACGCCGAGCUGUUUGUGCCACUGUUUAGGAGAGCCGACACCCUGGAGGAGAUUGUUAGUGACUUGAGGCAUGAUAACCUCAUUCAAGCCUGACGACGAUGUCAGCAGCCUGGGUUUCCUCGAUAGAAUGUAAUUGAGGAGCUUUUAUUCCGCGAUUGAGGAAGAAUGUAAUUAUUCCAAAACCAGGAAUGUGAUAUGAGGGAAUGAACUUUCACCGCUAGUGACAAUAAGAACAUAUCAGAAUAAGAAGGCUUGUUCAAGGCUGAAA
Messenger RNA from Toxorhynchites rutilus septentrionalis, 3241 nucleotides. Its product is annotated as sodium-independent sulfate anion transporter-like. Gene Ontology annotation, biological process: transmembrane transport. The transcript is spliced from 5 exons. Gene Ontology annotation, molecular function: sulfate transmembrane transporter activity. Bases 1219 to 3066 code for a protein of 615 amino acids. The record is from RefSeq and is a predicted model, not a curated record. Gene Ontology annotation, cellular component: membrane. Lineage: Eukaryota; Metazoa; Arthropoda; Insecta; Diptera; Culicidae.